AUGCCCUCGUCUACGCGGCGUCGCCCUCGGGGUGCCGCCCGACACGGAGCAAACCAGCUUCGAAACGCUUUUUCCGCUCUCGACAUCCAGCGCACUGCAGACUCUGGAAGCGACAGUUCUGACGACCAAAUCCGUCCUCGUGCCCUUCAUGUGGCCAAGAGCUUCCCUCCUCCGCGUUCUUUCGGUGACGCCGAUGAUGAGUCUCAAUCGUUCUCUGGAUCCGGCCCUUCCAACUCGGAUGGCAUGACCGGACGAGACAACACUGGAACUGAUACUUCCGUCACUCAGGAGAUCCCUCACCAGGAGCAGAUCUCUCAGCCUCUCAUCAACCCAGAGGCCAUCCAGGACGCCUCCGGUCAGGAGUGGGACGCUCAGUCCUGCUACCCAUCCGAGGCUUGUGUCUUCGUUGCAAACCUCAGUCAGAAUUACGAUGACCUGACCCUCCAGUCCGCCGUUACCAAGGUGUUCAACCUGUACGGCACUGUCUUUGUCAAGAUCAAGCGCGACAAGCGUCAGAUGCCUUUCGGCUUCGCUCAGUACACCAAACCUGAGGAUGCUGAGAAGGCCCUCGCCAACCUCCGAGGUGUCGAGAUCCUUGGCCGACCCGUUCGCGUUGAACGAUGCAACGCCAACCUGAUUUUCCUCAUCAUCCGUCGCAACAAGGGCAAGGUGUCCCACAACGAGGCUCGAGAUCUCCUCUCUCCGUUUGGAGCCAUCGCCAAGGUCGAGGACCUAGACCCUGCCACACAGGAGCGUCUUGGUCUCUCGCCCGCCGUUCGUGUUCGAUUCGAAAGGUUUGAUCCCCGACGUGAUGUCAUCAGAGGCGUUGGUGACAACACCCCCUUUGUCAUCAUCAACUUUGAUUUCAAAGUUGCUCAGGAUCCCUCUGAGCGAGAUCCCCACGACGUCACCUGCAUGAUCACUUUGGAGAGAGACAGUCGUUCCGUCUUUCUCGGUUCCCUACCAGCUCAUACGACUGAGUACCUUGUCCGCGAGCUGGGUUCGGGGUGCGGAACAAUUGUCAGUACCCAAAUUAAGCAGUCAGUCGACGGCAGCAACGGAAUGGCUAGCUUUUAUGCCUUUAUCGAGUACGAUCAUCCCAACGGCCCUGACAAGGCUAUCGCCAAGCUGGCAAGUCCUCCCCGAUGUAACGGCUACAGAAUUGGUGGCACUUCGCUCCGCUGCGAGCGUCGACGCACGAAGUCCCUUCACGCAACCCCAGCUGGUUCCACUGGACCCUAUGGCACGGUUCCCCCGAACCGACCUCAUCGACGAAAUGCAUCGGCGUUCGCGACUGCUUUUGUCACUCCCAACAACGAUGCUGGCUCUCAGAGACGUCGCUCUAAGGGACAUCAGCGAUCUGCUUCUGUCUACGAUGUUCUUGCUGGCCCCAAGACUGCUGACUUCUCGAUGGGUGCCUGGCCACCAAAGGACGAGUCUCCCUAUGAUCAGUCUCAGCCCAAGGGACAGUCCUUCCGAAGAUCGUCAUCCUACCGCCAGUCAUCUGUGUAUGAGCCCUCCUACAUUGAGUUGCAGAGCGGUCAGUCUCCAUACCAGGAGACUUCAUUCCGGAAGCCCACAUACGCUGGUUCUGAGUACCAGCAACUGCAGUACCAGAGACUGCAAGCAUCGCCCCUUCUCCAGGCUCACAGCCCGGAAAUCCUGCAGCCUGAGCCUCUGAGAAUUACAGCUCGUCGUCUCUUCGACCUUGAGGAGACUACUGCCAUGGGACCCCCAUCUAUCCCAGCCUAUGCUCCGCUGGCUUCUGUCGACAUGCUAAAGCCCACCGUUCACUGGGCACCUUCUCCUGAUAUGUCUUCUACUGGAUCAUCUGACUUUGAGCGCAACCCUUACCUUUCUAACGCCUAUCGUGCUUCCACACUCGGUCCCUCGUUUGGUCAGCGCAUGGCUGGUCAUCGUUCUGGUGCUCGCCGCUCGGUCACCAACAUUUUCCCUUCCAUCGACGAUGCUGUUGCUCGUGCCAGUUCGACCUUGGAGGAGUCUGAGGAUGCAAAGAUCCAGAGCACACUCGCAAAGGCCUUCACUCGUUCUCACCAUCUGUCCGAAGAGAACCUGAAGCACAACAACAAGGUGGAGGAUGAUCUCCUCAAGCGCACUGCUCGAUCCGAGGAGCACCUUCGACUUGGUCGCCUCAACCUUUCCUGCGACGAUCUGAAGAGAAGUGCCAAGGCUGAUAAGGGUGAGAAGUCUAACAAGGUUGUCAAAGCUGACAAGAACAAGACUCCCAAGACUCCCAAGUCUUCCAAGAAGAAGGCCAAGGAUCAGGCCCCUCAGAGCACUGUCGACGCUCUCGCUUCCGGUGGGCACAACAACCUUGUCCCUCAGGGCAUGAUGCCACUGCCUUACAUGUCGAUGGUUCCGCCUUACCAGCAGGCUUUCGCAUACCCAGGAGCACCCGGCGCGCAGGUGACGCAGCCCCAAGGAAUGAUGCAUCCUAUGAUGCAAGCUCAGAUGGCGAAUGCCCAAGUCCAGGCUAUGCAGGCCCAGAUGAUGGCAUCCCAGAUGAUGUCGUCUCACAUGGCGCACCCUCAACUUAUGCCUCAGAUGAUGCCCCAGGGAAUGACUCCUGGAUUCGGCUACAUGCCCGCUGCCUACCCUCAACAGGCACAGUACCAGAACGCUUACGGCGCCAACAUGAUGUACACCGGUAACCCAGCCUAUCCGUACGUUAUCGUCGAGUCACCUACCCGCCAGGCCAAUGUCACCGAGCAGGUUGACAUCUAUGAGGAUGGCCAGAACGAGGAGUCUGAGGAAGAGACUUCUGAGCAGCAGACCGAGGAGGCCUCUACUGGGUAUGAGGACUCUGCGUUCUCCGACUAA
This is a messenger RNA of Fusarium vanettenii 77-13-4, 2841 nucleotides long. RefSeq lists its product as uncharacterized. Gene Ontology annotation, molecular function: RNA binding. Lineage: Eukaryota; Fungi; Ascomycota; Sordariomycetes; Hypocreales; Nectriaceae. The transcript is spliced from 11 exons. The coding region runs from base 1 to 2841 and encodes 946 amino acids. The record is from RefSeq and is a predicted model, not a curated record.